UCGGCAGAUGGAUGUCUUCAUCCGUUGGGAAUCUCCGAUGGCAGAAUCAAAGAUAAUCAAUUUACGGCUCCAUCAGCUUUUGAUGACGAUUUCACGACUUUCGGUGCUCACAGAGCGAGGCUCAAUACAACAGGAUAUCGUUCUGCACCAGAAAACGCCGGUGAAAGUUGGUUGAAAGUAGACCUUGGGCAUACUGUGGUUGUUACAGCGAUUGCAACACAAGGUUACGGCAAUCCAGAAGUUAAGGAAUGGGUUACUGCCUAUAUUUUGCUGUAUAGCCAGGGCUCAGAGUAUGUAAAUUUUAAGGAUACCAAUGGAGAAACACAGGUAAGAGGAAGCAGAUACACUUUUCCUCAAAAUUGAAUCGUGUCUUAUUUGCAAAAGGGAUACGAUUUAAAAAUUCAAAUUUUAUUGAGCGACGUUUGGAAAACUUUAAAGACUAUCCAUUUUUAGAAGCUUGGAUAAUCUGACACAAAAUUAGAGAUGAAGUUAAUAACUUUGAAACAUUAAAAGGUAAAACAUAAGAAACAGAUUUCUGAACGAAGUCUAGAAUCGUACGUUCUAUGAAUUAAAAAAAAAACUACCGUAUCCAGUUCCUCAUUUUGUAUGUUACAUUAUUUGCCAACUUAGAGACUAAAAUUGAAGCAACUGAUCCGAGUAAUCCAACUGAUCCAAUUUAGUAAUUUUAUGAAAAAAAAAUUGUCUCAAUCGGUGACCAUUCUUUAGACAAGUAUUUUUUUUCGUUUCACUAAUAGUAUGCAUCAGCUUAAAAACUUCAAAAUUGUUCUGGACAAGUCCAGGCUGUUGAUUUUAUUGAAUUGCCCAAAACAGGUCCACUUGGCAAACGUGCUUUCUUUAAUUUGUUACAGAUACCUUGAAAUUUAUAUUCUGUCACCGUAAUCGGCAACUUGUAAAACCACCGCAACAAAACAACUUAUGUCAGUACGUUUGUUCCACACUUGUAUUAAACAGAGAAAAUGGAAUAUUUCCAUAGAUAUAGGACGUUAAGAUAAACAAUCGUUUAUGAUGAAAUUCCGUGAUUUUAAACAACAACGCUUCUAAAUCUAAGAAAAGAAAUAAAUUUCGCUAAAUGUCACGAAUGUUUGUUCGAAACUCGCAGUAGGACUCGAGAACCUGGUGUUGUGGUUUGAAAAGAUUUAUAAUACUUUGAUAAAUUGGUUGGCGUAUGAACUCUUCUUCUGCUGUCAUAAAAUUCUCCUAAGUUCGUUUUCUGCUUCAACUAUUUACUGUAUCCGUUCUAUGGUAAAACUCUCACCGGAGGGCUUAUUGUUUCCACACCAUAUUUAAUGUUUUCAAUUUUCUCAUUGUUAUAAAAAAUUGCGGUUUUCAGGUGUUUAUUGUCUUCAACUUCGUGUGCUUCAAAUAUUUUUAUUCGUUGUGACUGUUAUCUCCGUUUAGCUAGGUAUAGUACUACCACUAGACUGCCAGAUUCUUUUUCAUGAUAUUGGUUUAGUCUCAAAAUGUCUCUGGGGUAAAAUUACCCCUACCAGAUUAAUUAUUUAAGCAACCCUGUUCAGAUAAGAGAAAACUAUUUAGGGUGAAUUACGAAGGUUGCGAACCAGUGAAGCUGGAAAAAAACACGAUAGUUGCCUCAAUAAAUCAAAAUGGUUCAAACCGAGGAAUAAGAACUGAUUACGUUGUCUUACCGUCAGUAUGAGAGAGGUUCUGAAAAAUUCUAUUUAAGAUGACAAAUAUGGAAGUUUCGACAACCUGAGCAUUACCGGUUUCAGGUCCUGUGCCUCGCAGCCAGUACCAUCACAGCAAAAAUGACUGAUUCGUUUGCACGAACUAGAAGCGUAAUACUCGACUGACAAACAACUCCUCCUUUGGUUCUGAUGAUAAAUUCCACUCCUGUUGUCAAAAUGCCAGUCAGUGAUUGCAAAGAUACGAUACAGAAAAUCAAAAUACCAUUGCCAGUUGAGAUAUAUUUAGGCAAUGCCAUAAUUGUUAAUUAAUAUAUACCACACAGAUACCAAAAAAUUAGUUUAUUUCUUGCGAUAUACCAAAAAAUGGUUGGAAAUUAAACUCUUGACGCGCGACUUUAUCUCAUUGACCGCUUAAGUGUGAAUACUACUCGCUAUUUCCUUCCAAACUAGCCAAUUAGCGCGCAUAAAAAGCACUGUUCACUUAAGUGGUAUAUACUGAUGACCGUUAUGUCCCUUUAUUGCCAGUUUUUUGUUGGAAACAACGACAGUAACACCAUAAAGUUAAAUCACAUGAUCCUUCCAGUAAAAGCAAAUGGAGUUACGCUGAUGCCAAUGGGUUUCAAAGAUAAUGUCGGCCUUCGACUGGAGCUGUAUGGCUGCAAAUCAGGUUAGUUUUCCUCUUACUGUUCAGUGCCAAAAGAUUAAUAUUUCCCGAACAAAUGCCACACGUAAUCAAAUUAAAUGUACUUGUAAGCAUCUGAUAUCAUCCACUGCAAGCAGCAAAUCACUUUUUACACGUUGCACAUCGCAUUUUGCAUAUCAGUAUCAGUUUUGCAAAAUUCUUUGGUGCACGAGUAAUGCUUCAGUUUAUCUUAAAUGUGCUUCCAUUUUCAUAUCUCAGAUUAUUAUCUUGUGGCCUUGUUGAUGUUGAGUAAGACGCCAUAUACAGUGGAUUCCCUGGCUUCAAGAAUGAUUGACGGCAAUGAUUUGACUCAAAUGUUUGGAGAUGUGGAAGAUCAGGUAAAGAGACAAAAACAUAAAGCUUAUAAAUUGGAGGACUGAACCAACAACGGCUGAGCUACUUGUUUUUCCUUUUCAUUGGGCCGAUUACAUAUCAUUAAUAUUAAUUCUCAUUGAUUGCUUAAGGUAGUUGUAAUCACUGUAGCGAUUUUUUACAUGGUUUAAUAUUGUGUAAGCACCCACUCCGAACAGUCUAAUGGAGGCUGAGCGAUUCAGUUGAAACAAUUCUAAGAGAAACCAGUUAUGUUCCGGUUAUCGUACAGGAAUAAGGAAGGGACAGCAACCAACAACCGGAAAAGGAAAAAAAACUAAUCGCGACGCAUUUUGACAUCAAUUUAUCGACCGUAAGGUCGUCUUGUCCGCAUAUGAACCCAUAUUGUUCUCACUACAAAGGUGUAGUAUAAAGAUUCUAAAAGUCUUUUGGCUUCAAAGUAGCGACAAGUUUUGUUUCUCUUUUUCUAUACACUAGGUGAGGGAUCUACUAAGCCAUACCCCGGGAUUUUUAAGUGUCCAAGCUCUACGCUUCAGGUACGUUGAGUAAGAAAUGAAUUUGAAUAACAAACUUUAACCUUUGUAUCAGCACUGCGAUUCUGCCUAGUUGUUUGUCGGUUCCACUCUCCCGAAGUUCGCGUACGAUACUCUUCCGAAUAUUAUAUAGCUGGGAUAUAAAAAUCGUUUCUCCACUCCAUCGGCCAAACAUUGCUUCUAAUUUUGGUUUCUAAAAUUUUUUUAAAUCAAGAAAUAUCCUCCAUGUGAUGUUUUACUUGGGUCAUCAACGAGCUCUCUUGGUCCAUGCACUCCCAAGGGUGACCGAAAAAGGUUCCAAAAAAUUUCUUCUUCAUGAUCAUGUUGCAUUGAUGUCGUGGAAAAUUUACUUUUCAGGUCACCUUUGAGAGUGCAAGGGCUAAGAGAACUCGUUAAUGACCUAAGCAAUAAGCCAUUACCAUUCAUAACAAGCGUCUCCAUACUGUUAGGAUCACCCUUAUCAACAGCGUCCUGAGUGGAGAUGGAAGGCAAAUGUUGUGCGUCUGUGACAACUUAGGAACAAUGAAAAAAAUGGCCUUCGUUACCUGCUUGAGCGUCUGCAGUUUUGAAUUUUUUUUUUCAUUUACUUCAUUCCUAGCCAGCCAGUGUUCUUUCCCGUCAAAUUCCCUUUUCCUUACUUCCAAAUGACUCAGAAUUUAUCCUCCUUUUUCGGGGAACACUGUCACAUAUCAUCCUGAUUUCUUCAUUUUAGCCCACGAGAGUCUCCCAGGAAGGGAGAAGGCACAGUGAUAACAGCGGAGGUAAAAAUCGAAUGCCUUCGAGCCGGCCAAUCGCAUAUUAUAGCACAACUGAAAGAAGAGAUUGAUUACGUGGAACUCCAAUACACAGGUAGGAUCAUAUAUGAAUCUCUCUCACUUGACCAGCAAAAGUACUAGGUUACUGAUUGAAGGAGUUGCCUUCUCCCAGAUUUGUCUCAAUAGAGCGUCGCAAAUUCUUAAAAAUUCAAGGUCGGGUCAUUUCCUGAUAUUAUUGAUAUUUGAAUAUUAAUGCUAUCGAUAUCCCGAUCGUGAAUGGAACCGCGUAAUCGACAAAAAUUAGCCUGUCGGGACUAGUAAUAACAGGGACUUCGAGAAACGAGCCCCUAGUGUCUCAAGUGGGUUAAGUUUAUUGUUGUCGAUUCUCACACUCUGACUUUUUUUUGCCAAGGUUCUCUCUUCUCCCUCCCUACACAAAAGACAGCACACCUGAUGCAAAUUUGAACUGGAUUAAGAGGAUGUGGAACCACAACGUACUUGUACUACUAAAAAAAAAUCGUUUGGUAGCACAAAUUAUCUCAGACACUUAUUGGUUAGACAUAUAUACACUUUAGUUCCCACUUUUCACUUGGACCAGCCAAACCCCACUCCACAACCAAGACUAGCAGUUUUCUUUUUGUCUAAAGACGUUUUCCUUACAUAUCGCAUACUAAUAUUUAGCUUGUUUUCUUUUUUUAUUACAGCCGACCAAACAAAACUUCUUGCAAAUAUUUCCCUGAACCUGAGCACAACCUUAGAGGGAGCAACAGAAAUACUUCCAGGCCAUUCAUACAGAAUUCAUGCAAUUUUGUCGUCAUCUGAGUCAAAUUCGACCAUGGCAAUGUAUACACAGUUAAACUUCGAAUGGGAACUUUCCACAGUGGAUGAAAAUACCGGACAAUUUUCUCCUUUCGUCAUCCUCGCUGACAAUGCAGCUAACAUAACAUUGACUCCUGACCUGCCCGUGGGAUUUACCUAUGUUCGUGUGUCUGCAAAACCGAAAGCAAUAAUUGGAGCCAUCUCUUACACGUUUGGUUUUAUAAGAAUUCUGCCUCAAUUGAGAGCAUUUGUUUCCGGCCCAAACACGGCCUUUAAGGGCGGUGGUCCUAUUGAGCUAAGUGUAGUAACUACUGGUGUACUGGGCACCUCAUUUGGUAUUGAGGCACCUAACUUGGAGUAUAUAUGGAGUUGUAGAGAGCGCAACGAAACUUCGUCUAACGCAACCUUUGGGGCUGGUUAUGGGUCUCGUUUUUUCAACUACACGAGUGCUAAAGGAUGCUUUGCUUAUGAUCCUGGAAUUUCGCAUUCUACAAACACACAAAGUGUGUUAAUAAAUCCAGACUUCAUGGUGGCUAAGCGAGCGUAUGUAUUUCAAGUACUUGUAACGCAAGGAAAGAGAUCUGUUGUAAUAUCUCACACAAUCUUCGUGGACACAAACUUAUCAUUUGCAAUCAGGUGAGAGUGGCCUCAUUCCAAGCAUAUCUAAUUAUGUCCUCUACCUUGUCUGUGUUGCAUGCGCCUUUUAUGAGACCAUGAUAAUUAAACACUAAAUCUGACCAUUCCCCUCAAACAGUAGUAAAUUCAGAUGGCGGAGCAGCAAAUAAAAUUAAGGAGUUUAACGCAGAUUAGAAAUAGCGAGCCAGAAAAGUGAAAGCCAAAUUCUCCGGAAAUAUAAAAAGUGUACGGUAGUUCAUGGAAGUUUAUUCAAACUAAACAUAGGUCACUUUUCAAAGAACUUUGCUCCGUCCUUUAUUAAAUAUGGAGCUGCACAUCUGAUUAGCUCAUAAUGAAAGAUACCCUAAAAACCUUUCCAUGCCUGCAGCUCAAGUGAGUCAGCUAACAUUUCUGUCAUCUUCACUUAGAUGUGUUGCAAACUGUGAAGAGAAGGUCAGCACAAGGAAGAGAUUUGCAUUAGAAGCUCAUUGCUCGGGGAUGUCUUGUCCCUUUCUCAGACACCAUCAAUGGUCUCUUUUCGUCAAAUCUAACAAGAGCUCCAAUGAAUCGUGGAGAGCGAUGGGAAACUUGGCAAACAUAUCUCUGACAUCCUUGACGGGUCCAAGUCUGAUUAUAGAAAAAGGAGACGCACUUUACCAAAAAAGUGCCCUACUGUCCAACCAAACUUACAAACUACUCAUGGUUGCCUGGUUGGACGAUGGUAAUUACGCAGAAAAUAGUUACGUUUUUCAUACAAAUGUCCCACCAUAUUCUCAAAGCGACAACACCGGAUGUUUCGUGGAUCCUACGAGUGGAGAAGCAAUCACAACAAAGUUUCAUGUGGAAUGUGCCAACUGGACAGAUUCUGACUUGCCUCUCACUUAUCAAUUUGCUUACAAAACUCAGUUUGGCGUUGUAGCUUUUCACACAGGAUGGCAACCAAACGUGACAACGGAGCUACCAAUGGGAGACAAACUGACAAACUAUUCCCUUGACCUGCGGUUGGAAAUUUUAGAUUCACUCGGUGACUAUUCCGUUGUGUAUUUAGCUGUUCAGGUAAAUUAUCCUUCGUUGCAUUUCACAAUAACGAUUUUAUAGCAUCCUUAUCAUAAAGGUGUCAUCUAGAAACUUGGAUCUGUCUUUUUCCUCACGAUCGGAAAAAGUAACUUGAUAUUGAUUCUGCUACCUUUUUUUCCUUCGUUUUUGACCCGUAUUAAUAACAAACGGAUUGUCAAUGACAGAUUAAAACGUUUUGGUAACUUCCCAAAGUAAAAGGUUGUCAUAGCUUCUCUAAGACCAAACAGAAACAAUCUUCAUGUUCAACUAAAUCAGUCGACAAACAAAAUAGGUUCUGUGAACCCCAUCUCAAAGGAAACAGAAAAAUCCAGGACUCUAAAAAUUAGUUCAUGAGACAUUUUCACCACGCUCUUAUUCAGACUAUGAGGCAUCGAAUAGUUGCGUCCUUCUAUGCUGAUAUAUGAUGAAAAACCAUUUCACAAAUUACCGACUAUUUUGGUGAAAAUCUCCUCAUAAAAAAAAACUGUUGGUGUUGCUUAUCGUUCUCUUUCAGGUUACACCUCCUAAAUAUUCAAAUUUGAUGGAGUCCCAAGGUCAACUGGAUAACCUAUUUGCAAGCGGAGAUAUUGAUAGAGCUAUGCAGAUGGCUUUUGCCCUGCUUUCUGCGGCUGGUGAUUCAGAUGGUGCUCAAUCGGUAAGUUUAUUGAAUUGUGCAAAACUAACAUGAGUAGGAUGCUUCUUACUAGUAAUCCAUUGCACGAUUCUAUAGCAGCAAAACAAUCUCAAACUUUUCUGUACUUUUGUCAAAUAUAUAUUACAUACGUACCAUUUUUACUUACUUUAGUCCUUGUUCUAUAGUACAAAAGCUCAUUGAUCGACAAAAUGGAAAAUAUCAAAGUCGGUAGUGUAGAGCAGGCGACGAUGGUGGUAGGAGUUCUCGCUAUGGCCACAGAUAAUGACGAUGGAAUAUCAGGGGAUUCUCAGGUAAAAAAUGCAAUGUAUUUGCUGACAAAUUUGUUAUGCAGCUGCUCUGAGAUAUUUAUACUCAUUCAGGCUGUCUAUGUACAAAAGGUAGAUCAUUCUACUGCCCUAGCCUGCUUUGGAUAGGUGUCAGACUUAGACUGCUAGAUUAACUGGCAUGUCAUGCUGACUUUCCCAACAUUUCUUCGAAUCAACCUUUAGCGAAUUCUUCCCGUCAUGCAUUUUCUUCUUGCAUUUAAUGCCCUGGACAAUUUUUGAAACAUGAAAUAUCAUUUUACUUAUAGGAAAAGGCUUUGAACUUGCUUGGUAGCACCGUGGACUUCCUUUCGUCUCAAAUGUCAAAUGGUUCGAUGGACACGGAAUUGGUACAGAGUUUAGGCACCAGUCUCUUUAGUGGAAUUGGAAACGUGCUUGGAGCAGCCUCUGGUGAGGCUGGGGCCGAGAGUGAUGAUGCUGAAGGAGAAGAUGAAGAAGACACAGAUUCUGACAAAGGCCAGGUUGACUCGGAUGAAAUGAAGGAAAAGGUAAAUCUUUCAUCCUCCUCUGACCACUUUCUUUGCCUUAAGGACUGCGCACUGAUCCUACUGUAGUAUAACAGAAUGUACCCCACCACAACGUUUUUUGUUUUUCGUGAUACAGAGCAAGCAAAGGGCCCAAAAUGCUUUAAAUCUGGUGUCACAAGUGGGAGAUAGCCUGCUUUCCACAAAAGCUGUGGGGGAAAAGCCCACUGUGUUCAAGACCAAGUCCAUGGGAGUUGUGCUAGAUCGUCAAAGAAGCUCCGAUAUGGGAGGCAAGAAGCUUGGCGAGGGCUCCAAUGGUGUGGCUUUACCCUCAGCAGACUCUCUUUUUGGUAACAAUGGGCCUGACGCCGUUGAUUCACAGGUAUGAAUUAUUAUGCACCUUUCGGCACUGCAUUUGUAACGCACGUCUGCUUACAAGUCAUCUCAGGAUACAUAGAUGAUCAACGAAAGAACAAUCUUGUUUGUCCCAGUAUCUAAUUUGACUGAAGGAAAGAUCAAAGAUGGCUGCCGGAAAAAUUAACUUUAAACAAAUCAUGUACCUCUUUUUAGUGCUGGUCAUUUCCUUGCUCGGGUCCAGAAAAUAAUAGAUAUAAAAGAAGCGCUGUCGUAUUGCAACCUCAAAUAAAAUUGGCCUAGGGGUGUUCUCUCCGAAAAAGAAGUUAGAAAAAGCCUCAUCAACGAAAACUUGGCUUUUCCUCUCGAUCUUAGAUUAAACUAAGUUGGAUCAUUUCUUCCUGGAUACAAACUCAAAUUAGGUCUGUAGAUUCACCAACGGGAAACAUUGGACCUUGUGAUGCAUGGAUAUGAAACACGUGCACGUGUCGCAAGUUUUGUAAUGUGCAACUUGUACAUGUUUUUUCUUCGAACUAGAUGUUGGCAUUUAAGGAUAACCCCUUCACAUGGGACAUGAGUGCAAAAACGGUUAAGUCUUCAGUUAUUGACUUCAAACUCAAGUCUAAAGGAGGUGAUGCGUUAAACAUCUCAGGGCUUCAGGAACCAGUUGAGCUAUUUAUUCCCAUAGCGAGCCAGGAAGGUCCUUCCGAUAAAGACAACAGCUCAGCCGAAAGCUUGUUUUUUAAACCAAGUAAUGGAACGUCAAAUCUUCGCUACCACAGGUUUUUGGUUUCAUCUCACGAAGUGCAAGUAACGAUACAAAUAAAGCCCGAGAAAGGGAGACAGGUGGAUGUCUUCGUCAACUACAGAACGAAACCAACACCUCGUCGCAAUGUUUUUAACGCCACUAUCCCAAAUUGGUCUUCCUGUACUAACUACAGUGGUAAAUCUUCGGACAUGCUAAAUUGUUCCUCGGAUCCUUACACUUUCACAUUUUCGAGUUUAAUAUCUGGUCAUACUGGCCCUCACUUUCUUGGCAUUCGAUAUAUAAAAAGAGAUGGUGAAGCCCAAUCAAACAUCACUUCUAAGCGAAAAAGAAGAUCAUGUGGUCUCAUCCAUGGACGUAUGAAAAGGUCAUGCGUAGAAGUCAAAGACCCUCCUACCACACCUCCCCCGACACCUAUGAUUAUAGUCCCAAAGUACGACUCUUCUACGGAUGUAAAUUACUCGUUGAGUAUCUCUGUAAGCGGUUGCCUGUACUGGUCAGAAACGAAAGAGAAAUGGACGGGAGAAGGAUGCAAGGUGCGUUUGUAAGCUGACAAGUGUUGUUGGUCUGAAAAAACUGUAUAAUGACUUUUUCCCACUCAUUAUGUGGAGGUGUUAGGUUAAUAACAGUCAUGUGCGUUCAUGUAGUACGUUUUGUUGUAAUGAUAACCGAUGGUCAGCAUCACCUUCAAGACUGCAUGCAUUUAUCAUUUCAUUUGUAGUUCUUUUAUUAAUCAUUUCAAAUCUUUAAAAUUUAUCAAAUGGAGUCGUGCUACGAAUUACUAUGGUGAUUACAUUUAGUGAAAUGUCGAGUAGCCACUUCCUGAUAUCGAUUUUACUCAAAGGCAAAAUGAAUGACAUACACAGUCGUCAUCUGUUACUUAACUUUCGUUCUGUUUCCUCGCUGACGCAUUGUGUCACUGUUUGGAUAUCUUAUUCCAUACAGGUUGGACCGAAGUCAAACUCGAAACAGCUACACUGCCUAUGUACUCAUCUCUCUGCAUUUGGUGGCGAUUUCUUUGUUGCACCAAACCCCAUAGACUUCGACAAAGUUUUUGCAGCAUUUGGCAGCUUGGCUGAGACAGGCAACUUUGUCGUGCUAUCCACAGUUUGUGCCCUUCUUGGACUCUAUGUAAUCGGUCUUAUAUUGGCCAGGAGAGAAGACAAGCGCGAUGAGUUAAGGGUAAGAAAACCAACUGGUGUUUUGAGCGUCAUCGGUAAAAUUGCCAUCGAAGUAUAUAUUUUUAGUUACAUGUUCCAUAUAUGUUAGUUACAUGUUCCUCAGGGUAAAUUUUGCGACAAUUUUAGCAUAUUUUAACGAAAUGGUAGCAGAGAAAUUUAAUAUGAGCAGCGAAGAACAAAUAUGGCUUUAUAGCUCUUUAUUUGUGCAAGUUAACGUCUUAUGAGGCGUUUUCAUCCUGAGAAAUAGUCUUCCCUUCUAUACAAGAACUUGUACCUAAUUAUAGGUAGAAAAAAAUAUCGUUAAGAAUUACGACCUAACUAAUGAGUGAUAAUUCGAUCUCAUUAUUCUUUUCAGGUGAUAGCAAACGUUUGCAUCAACGAGAAUCAAGGAGACAACAAAUACUUUAUAUCCAUACAGACUGGUAUGUGGAGAGCUAAUGGAACUACCGCAAAUGUGGGUUUGGCUAUUCAUGGCAGCGAUGGGAAUACAGAGGAUAUCACCCUGACUGAUUCUCAGUCGGAGAAGAUCUUCUUCUCCAGAGGCAGCAUCAACAAUUUCACCCUAAGUCUACCAGAGGCACUCGGUUCACUAGAGAAGAUCCGUAUCUGGCACGACAACAGCGGAGAUAAUCCGUCUUGGUUCUUGACGCAAGUGCUCAUUGUGAACAUGUCGACAGGAGAAAAAGCACAUUUCGUGGCGAACAGGUAAAUCACUCCUCAGAUCCUUUCAACCUCGGUCCGUUCAAUACCGAGUAUUUGUUACUCUUUUCGGGCUGCAUGUGUUAAUCAUUAGUACGUUAAAACUGUACGAGUUACAACUUUAUUAACUCGGUGCAUGCUUCUAUUCAAGAGGAAAAUUAAAAUGAGAAGAAAAUUAAAUGAGAGGAGAAUGGUGUUGUGCAUAAUAACUGCACUAGCACGAACUCUUCAUACCUGUCUAAUAGGACCUUCUACUCAUAUAGCUGAAAACGAAGUUUAAUCCACAUUUUAGGCGUUGAUUCAGCAUGCAGAUGGAUAUUCCGAUAUACCUUUUUUCUUGUUUGUAGAUGGAUUGCGGUGGAAAAAGAAGACGGGAAGUUGAAUCUUGAGUUAACAGUCUCUGGGAAGAACGAGAUUUCAGGUUUCAAAAACUUAUUCUACUCGAGAACAGCCACAAGCCUUGGAGAUAAGCAUCUCUGGUUGUCAAUUUUCACUCGACCACCACAUAAUCCAUUCACUCGGGCUCAGCGUCUGGCAUGCUGUAUUUCUAUUCUAUUCGCUGCCAUGGUUACCAAUGCCAUGUUUUACAAUUUCGGUACACCACCUGGAGACGCGGUGCAGAUCGGUCCCCUCAAAGUGAGUCUUACACAGAUUAAGAUCGGCAUCCAAAGUAGCAUAGUUGCAAUCCCUGUUAACGUACUGGUUGUAACCAUCUUCAGACAGUUAAAAGCGAAGGAAACAGGCAAUGACGAAGAUGAUGGUGCAAAACGCAGAGGAUGUUUACCUCAUUGGUUUGUCUACGUUGCCUGGUUUAUCUGCACCAUGGCAACCCUGACUUCAGCUGCGUUUAUUGUAUUCUACAGUCUCAUGUGGGGUGCAGAGACAUCCAAUGAAUGGCUUGUGUCGGUAAUGGUGUCUUUCUUUCAAGAUGCCAUAGUCAUGCAGCCACUCAAAGUUCUAUUGGUUGCCUCCAUACUGUCUGUUUUGGUGAAGAAACCUCCAGAACAGGAGAAAAUAAUGGGUGCAGAAGUUCAAAGGAACGCGGCUGGAGAGGUCAUCACUCCCAAUAAGUCAGAACUUGAGAGGGCUCGAAAGUUUAGAAGCAGUCUCGUUCAAAUUGGUCGCAAGGUUGUAGAAUUUACUCUUUUUGGAAUAUUUAUACUUCUUAUGAUGGUGGUGUGCUACGGCAACAGGGGUGUUGAACGAUUCAUGGUUACUCAGUCGAUGGACAACCUUUUUCAAACAUUUGCCAUAAAGGUAAGAUUUUUUUAAAAUCAUUAUCAACAACAAUUUCUGGCAGGAUAUUGUGAAGAAGAUUGAGAUAAAAUAUGGGGUUUUCCAGCAAAUAUCUCAUGCAAUACGCUUUGGUAAUCUCCGUUUCGUGAAGCCAUUGAUUAGGUGUCUUUCAAUAUUGCUCUAUUCGCCCAUUUAAAAUUACAUUUGUGCAUGUGAUUUUUAGGUCAAAGACACGCCAACUUUCUGGGAAUGGUCAAAGAAAUUUCUCGUGCCAAACUUGUAUGAAGUCGAUUGGUAUAAUGGCCGCAGCUUUGAGUACAAGGAAGGAUUCCUCAGUAACCGAGCAGCUUACUUAGUCGGUAUGCCGAGAAUGCGACAGUUAAGGAUUAAAACAGGUAAGCAGGACAAUGGUUAGUUUUCUCAGUAUCUUUCUUAGUUAUCAAACUAUUCCCACAUGAACUUGCGUGUCAGCCAGCGGGAGUAACAGUGCUUCUAGUCGCUUCAUGCUAUGGAAACCGGAAUAAGCUCCGACCAGCUUAGACCAUUGGCUAGAGUGCAGACUUUAUCCUAUUUGCUAUGCACUGCAUGCAGCUGAGGCUGAUUGCUGCAUCUACUUACAUUUCAUUAAUCUCCAUUAUUUUGUAUUUCUCAACAGGAAAGAAUUGCACCAUAGCAAAGAAAGAACCAUCCCUGGCACGUCAGUUUGUUAGAUGCGUUCCUUUCUACACAAGCGAGACGGAAAGCGUUUCCCAAUUCAACAGACCAGGAUGGAUCCCUGUAAAAAAUGCCACAGCCUUUUACACAGAGUACGAACUCGAAAAUCAGUGUCCUAAGCCUUGGCGGUAUCUCAAAUCUGAUGAUCUUCAAGUAAGACCCUUUGGGGGCCAAAUGGCUACAUUUGUCGGUGGAGGGUACGUAGCGGAUCUUGGGUAUAAUUCUCGUACAGCACUGAAAGUUAUCAGAGUUUUAGAGGAAGACAACUGGAUUGAUGACCUAACCAUGGCUGUUUUCACUGAAUUUACCAUUUUUGAACCGUCCAGCUCACUCUUUUCUACUAUAAAACUUCUGUUUGAAAGAUUCCCGACGGGUGGAUCCAGUGUCAGGGUAUCAAUUAAGACUCUAUCACUGUAUGCUUCGUCUAAUCCUGACUCCAGGUCGCUCUUUCAAGUUUGCCAACUUCUGUUGAUGAUAAUUCUGAUCGUCUUUUUGUUUGCGGAGAUUGGAAAACUGCGUCGUGAGAAAUGCUCUUAUUUUAAACAAGUAUGGAACUGGUUGGAACUUUUGCAAAUCGCUAGCACAAUCUGCUCAUUGGUAUUCUUCUUCAUCAAAGAAUCUCAAACGAGCAAGUACGUGAAAAAACUUCAAGAAAAUCCCUUCCAGACGUCAAGCCCUGAUAAGAUUGAGUUUAUGUCUGAUAUGGAAACGUAUGUACUUUCUUUCGUCAUCUUCAUAAUGACAAUCAAGUUCUUAAGGCUGAUUAAGUUUAACAGCCACGUUUGUCAAGUUUUAGGAACAAUGCAGAAGGCAGCCAACAAUGUGCUUUCCUUUAUGAUUGUAUUCGUUACAAUUCUGUUAGCUUACACUCAAGUUGGAUUUUUGGUAUUUUCAUCCGACGUCGAUGCGUACAGAUCAUUUUACAGCUGUUUACGAGCCAUGUUGCUAUUGCUUUUUGGAGGCGAAAUGCGUUUGGAUGAAUUACGAUCUACAAGCAGAUUCAUUACUCCGUUUUUUAUCUUCGGAUAUCUGUUUUCCAUGGCGAUGGUUCUCUUAAAUAUGUUUCUUGCGAUCCUAAAUGAGUCUUACUACGAGGUCAAGAACAUGGAUGAUGGAGAAACGUUUGCCGACGCCGAGCUGGGGGCAUUCGUGGCAGAUUACAUGAAGGACAAAUAUCACAGAGUAAAAGAUGACACUUUGGAACUCAUAGAGGAAACAAUUAACGGAAUCAUAGGCUUUAUUCGUGGAGACAGAAAACAGUCUGAAGACGAGGCUCCCUUACAGAGCCGACCAGAAGAGUCUCAGAGCGAAGAAGCCAAACUUGCCUCUCUAGAUUCUAUGGAUGAUAUUGGAGGUGACGAUGAUAGGAAUGGUGGAGAAGCAGAUCAUCUUGUCAAGACUGGUUCCAGGGAGAACCUGUCAGACUUAAUGUGUGAAAGUGUAUCGCUCAGUGACCUUAAGGAAGCGAUUCUUCAGAUUGGCCGUGAAAUGCGCCAAUCCGUGACGUCACUCACUUCAGCUGUCAGUAAUUCAUCGUUGUACGAAAAAACCUCGAAAAAAGCUGUUCAUUGGCUGGAUGAGGAAGGAGAAUCAUUGAACUGUGACAAUCGAACCUCGUCAUAUUUCUUUUCUCUUGGUAGCUACCUCGAAGACAUCUGGCAAAAAGAGGAAGAGAGGAGAAAGAGAACUAAGAAAAGUCGGCCGAAAGGUCAUCGUCAUCGUGGUUACAAACGGCGGCACAGACCUACUCGCCAGGAGAUUUACAUGACAAAAAAUGUACAGUAA
Molecule: messenger RNA, 14634 nt
Organism: Pocillopora meandrina
Lineage: Eukaryota; Metazoa; Cnidaria; Anthozoa; Scleractinia; Pocilloporidae
Source: the annotation of a GenBank genome assembly